Molecule: messenger RNA, 915 nt
Organism: Marmota flaviventris (yellow-bellied marmot)
Lineage: Eukaryota; Metazoa; Chordata; Mammalia; Rodentia; Sciuridae
Product: olfactory receptor 4P4-like
Biological process (GO): G protein-coupled receptor signaling pathway
Cellular component (GO): membrane
Molecular function (GO): G protein-coupled receptor activity; olfactory receptor activity
Source: RefSeq, a predicted model, not a curated record
AUGGAAAACCAGAGGAAUGUCUCAGAAUUUAUUCUUUUAGGACUUUCUGAUGAAUGGAGCAUACAAACAUUAUGUUUUGUGCUCUUCUUAUUCUGUUAUGUUGCCCUUUUGGUGGGAAACCUUCUGAUCCUUAUCUCUAUUCGGUGCAGCCCUCUAUUUCACCAGCCAAUGUAUCAUUUCCUCUGCCACUUGUCUUCUAUGGACAUCUGCUAUACUUCUUGUGUGACACCCAAACUGAUUGGUGACCUGCUUGUGAAAAGGAAAACCAUUUCCUAUGGUAACUGCAUGUUGCAAGUCUUUGCCAUACAUUUUUUUGGAAGCAUCGAAGUCUUCAUCCUCACAAUCAUGGCCUUCGAUCGCUAUGUUGCCAUCUGCAGACCUCUUCACUACCUGAUUAUCAUGAGCAAAGCAAGGUGCAAUCUCCUGGUUCUAGCUGCUUGGGCUGGUGGGGCUCUCCAUUCCUUUCCUCAGUUGUUUAUAGCAAUCCAGCUGCCCUUAUGUGGCCCUAAUGAAAUCGAUCACUAUUUCUGUGAUAUUUUUCCUUUGCUAAAAGUUGCCUGCAGUGAUACCAGUACUGCUGGUGUCCUUGUGGUUGCUAAUUCAGGAAUAGUUACCUUAGUGACAUUCGUGGUUUUGUUUGUUUCUUAUGUCAUCAUACUGUGCACUUUAAGACAUCAUUCAGCUGAAGGAAGGCGCAAAGCCCUCUCUACUUGUGGGUCUCAUGUCACUGUGAUAAUUUUAUUUUUUGGACCUUCAAUCUUUGUCUAUCUUAGACCUCCUACCACUUUUCCAGAAGAUAAAGUGUUUGCACUAUUUUACACCAUCAUUGCUCCUAUGUUCAAUCCCUUAGUCUAUACUUUGAGAAACACAGAGAUGAAGAAUGCCAUGAAAAAAGUCUGGUGUCAAACAUCCUAG